This is a messenger RNA of Puccinia triticina, 1077 nucleotides long. RefSeq lists its product as uncharacterized. The transcript is spliced from 7 exons. The coding region runs from base 1 to 1077 and encodes 358 amino acids. NCBI's taxonomy places the organism in Eukaryota, Fungi, Basidiomycota, Pucciniomycetes, Pucciniales, Pucciniaceae. The record is from RefSeq and is a predicted model, not a curated record.
AUGUGGGUUAAGGUGAAACAACCCGCAGACGACGUUCCUCCCGCGACAAUGACCUCGGAGGCGGUUCCUCACACUGUAACCGUCAAUGAUUCCGCAAGGCAACUCCCGCAGCAGUUACCGAGUACAAUAUUUGCAAUACCUUUUCCCAAGCCAGUACAGCACAACGCAAACGACGAAGAGCCGGUGCCCUUUUUACUCUACACGUUCCCGCGUUCGGUGUACGAGAAGCCGCCAAAAGAUCCGGUGACUGGCAAGCGCGGGAAGGAAAAGCUAGUGAAGAAGUUCGAACGGAAGUGGCAAGAGGAGGUCAAAGAAGGCCGUGAUAUCAAAAGAGGUCAACACAAAGCCGCCGGAAGGCUCAAGAGAGCCAAAGGCGCUAUCGCCAGAGUUGCAGCUUCAACCAUCCAAUGGCUGCCCAACAAUGUGAUGGAAGUUCUGGCUAGGCUACCACCUCCCAAAAAGAUAGGAAAAGUUUCGAUUAUUUAUCCGGAGUCAGUAGAUAUGCCUUGGUUCAACACGACCAAUUUAUCCAAACCUCAGAUACAGAAACGCUUUUGGGACCUCCUGAUGGAAGCCAAAAAGAGCGCAAAAACAAAGAUCGCACUGUCCGGAUUUCUGUUGCCGGUCACUCUGGCCAUUGAUAUACUGGUCAUUGUCCCAUUGUUCAUAUUCGAGAUCAACUUGGCUUACUUUGUCACUCAGCUAAACGGCUCCAGAAAAACUAAACAUUUCGCCGAGGCGAACAAGCAAGCCCAACAGGCGGCUUCACACGGCGAGGAGAUGGAUUCGGUUUUUGAAUUCAAGGCCAGCCCAGCGGAUCGGUUCACUGAAACAAUGAAACAUCUUUAUACAAUUUCAUCGACCAUUGAUCCGAUCAAGUUUCCGCUACAUGCAGAUCUGCCACCACCCAAUUAUACGCCUAGGAAGGAGAUUGCAGCCGAGUUGAUCCACAUGUUUCAAGAAUCACUCGAUCCUGAUGUGCUUGCUCGACAUAACUUGGAUGAGGAAUUGGUCGCCCUUGAUCUCGAUCGUGCAUUGAGGAAAGGGGCCAAGGAAUACGUGAAGAAACUGAAGUGA